This is a messenger RNA of Emiliania huxleyi CCMP1516, 434 nucleotides long. RefSeq lists its product as hypothetical. The record is from RefSeq and is a predicted model, not a curated record. The transcript has 2 exons. The annotation marks the transcript as partial. NCBI's taxonomy places the organism in Eukaryota, Haptophyta, Isochrysidales, Noelaerhabdaceae.
AUGCCGCGCGCAGUUCUCCUCCUGCUCCUGUCGCCGAGCAGCAGCGCUCUUCGCGUGGGCCCCGUGAGCUUCACCAACAUCUUCUCUGACACCGCUCUUCGCGCGCAAACGCAGAGCGUGCGCGGCCGGAGCUACGCAAACAUGACCAAGUUAUCGUCUUUCCGCGACCCCGUCGUGCGGACAGAGCUCAACACGCCGAGUGAGCUGCGGCAAGGCCCCGCGACGGCGUGGAUCACGGCACCCUACCGCCUCUCCGUGCUCGCCGCCUGCUGGAUGCUCUACCCUCCCUUGAUCCUCUCGCUCCGAUCGCUGCUGUCCCCGGCGACGCUGACGGGGGUGAUGAACGCGGGGGGCAUGCCCGGCGAUGGCCUGCCGCUCGACGCGGGAGCCAUCACCAGCGGAUUCGCGCCCGCCAUCUCGCUGCUCUACGGCGC